AUGUCGUUAUACUCUGAUCAUAAAUUUGAAAAUUCACUAUUUUGCACUAAUCGAUUUCCACCUCUUGAUUUUCAUGAAAGCGAAAAAGAAUAUAUUGUGAACGCCGAAUUACCGGGAGUCCCCAAAGAACAAGUCAAUGUUGAUGUUCAACGUCGUUAUGGAAGUUUCACUCGUGCUAUCACCCUUCCUCGAAACGUUAAAAUUACUGAUAUAACUGCUAAAUUUGAAAAUGGUAUUCUUGAAGUGAAACUUCCAAAGGAUCAAAGUGAGAAGCCAUCUGGAAGAAAAAUUGAAAUUCAAUAA
Molecule: messenger RNA, 303 nt
Organism: Dentiscutata erythropus
Lineage: Eukaryota; Fungi; Glomeromycota; Glomeromycetes; Diversisporales; Gigasporaceae
Source: the annotation of a GenBank genome assembly